Molecule: messenger RNA, 3354 nt
Organism: Drosophila mojavensis
Lineage: Eukaryota; Metazoa; Arthropoda; Insecta; Diptera; Drosophilidae
Gene: Klp31E
Product: kinesin-like protein KIF21A
Exons: 12
Coding region: 155-3340 (1061 amino acids)
Biological process (GO): mitotic spindle organization; microtubule-based movement
Molecular function (GO): microtubule motor activity; ATP binding; microtubule binding
Source: RefSeq, a predicted model, not a curated record
UGGAGUAUUUCUAUGUACAUAUAUUGAAGAGUAUGUAAGAAAGUAAACAAGGACGGAUCUGAAAAAAAGAUUUUAAUAUAUUUGUGAAUUUCAAAGCAGCGAAUGCAAAUAUUUAUUUUAUUGUAUUAUUUCUUUUUAAGUUUAUUAAUUCAACAUGGCUACGGAUGGAGAAAUUGACAAGGAUUGCCUAGUUCGAGUGGCAGUGCGAAUUCGUCCACAAAAUUCAAGAGAGAUCAUUGACAUGUGUCGGAUAUGUACCACAGUAACACCUGGUGAGCAGCAAAUAGUUCUAGGAUCUGAUAAGGCGUUUACUUUUGAUUAUGUUUAUAAUGUGGACUCUAAUCAGAGUGAUAUAUAUGAUGAAUGCGUUAAGCGCUUGGUUGAAGGAACUUUACAUGGAUAUAAUGCUACAGUCCUUGCGUACGGCCAAACCGGCUCUGGCAAGACCUAUACAAUGGGAACUGGAUUUGAUCACACUUCUGGGGACUAUCAACUGGGCAUAAUACCCCGCGCGAUACGACAUAUAUUCGCUGGCAUCGAAAAGUUGCAGCAUCCAGAAGACAGUGAUACCUCCGCCACAAAUUCGCAGUUCAGCGUGGCUGUUCAGUUUAUAGAAUUGUAUAAUGAAGACAUUAUUGAUUUACUGGAUCCUUUUAACAAGAAUUCUACUUUCAAAAUACAUGAAAGUGCAAAUGGGCAAAUAACUGUGGCAGGUGCUACUAUUAAGCCAAUCAACGAGCCCCAAGAUGCUUUAAAAUUGCUACAGCAAGGCGCUUUAGCGCGAACGACAGCUUCAACUAAAAUGAAUGAUCUAUCAUCACGAUCGCAUGCAGUGUUUACGUUAUUUGUACGCAGGCAACAUAUAAUCGAGCCGAAAAUUGAUUUUAGCGAUAGUGACUUUGAGACUUUGACGUCUAAAUUCCAUUUUGUUGAUUUGGCUGGUUCGGAGCGUUUGAAACGAACCUUGGCGACGGGAGAUCGUGCUCGCGAGGGUAUAUCAAUUAAUUGUGGACUACUAGCACUGGGCAAUUGCAUUUCAGCGUUAGGCGAUAAAUCGAAGAAAGUCUCACAUGUACCAUAUCGAGACUCGAAGCUAACGCGUCUUCUUCAAGAUUCUCUAGGUGGCAAUAGUCAAACCUUAAUGAUUGCUUGCAUCUCACCAAGUGAUCGUGACUUUAUGGAAACAUUGAAUACACUAAAGUAUGCAAAUAGGGCUCGCAAUAUCAAAAACAAAGUUCAGAUCAAUCAGGAUCAAAGCUCUCGAACUAUAUCGUUACUCCGAAGAGAAGUCGCUGCCUUGCAAUUGGAGCUUUUGGAGUAUAAGCAGGGCAAACGUGUAUUGGAUUCGCAAGGAAAUACCUUAAUAUCAGAUACAUAUUAUGAAAAUUCCAUGCUGUUGGACGAUAAUAAACGUUUACAACAGCGCAUAAAAUCAAUGCACGAGACCAUCAAUAUAUUAAUUGAUCGCAAUGCUAAGCUCAAACUGGAGAAGCAAAUGCAUGAAUGGUCAAAAGAUACUAACUCCGAUAUGUCAGUCACAAACUUGGUUGAAAACUAUUUGACCGAGAUCGAAAAAUUGCAGGCCAAACUUGUAGAAUCGGAAGAGAUGUGUCAACAAUUGAAGAAACUUAAUUCCACGGGAACUUCACCGAGAGUUAACAAAACGAUAUAUGAAGAUCCCAACGUUAUCAUCGACAUAGCUAAGAGGGGCUUAGAGAAGGAAAGAGAAUUGCUAAUGUCGCGAUCAUUACCCGGAAUAACAAUCGAAGGCUCUCAAAUGGCUGAGCUGGAGUCUUCAGAUAGUGAAAGUGAUUCGAAUGAGAAAGAAAUGGAAGAAAAUUUAAAUGAAAUCAAUUCAGAUAUUGAAAUAAAAACAAAAUUAAUUGAGCAGCUGGAAUUGUCUCAAGAGCGGAUGCAAGUUAUGCGGCAACACUAUGAAGAAAAACUUAAUGUCCUAACAUCUAAAAUAUUUAGCACGCAAAAGGAAAGAGAUGAGGUGUUGGCGAAUAUGGCAUCGUCUAUGGUUAGUCAACCGAAAGAUAAUGUAAAAGCAGUUAAAAUGGAGUAUGAACGUAAGCUAAAUGAUAUGAAUCGUGAACUGAAAAAACUGCAGCAGACACAAAAGGAACAUAUUCGACAGCAAAAGGAAAUAAAAACACAAGAAAUAAAGCUGCAAAAUUUGCGAAUGGAACUCAAUGAUCUAAAAUGUAGUAAAGUAAGGUUGAUGAAAAAAAUAUCAGAACAAACAAGCCGACACCGAGAAGAAAACACAAGGAAGACGCAAGAAAUUGCGCAAUUACGAAAAGAACAGAGGCGACAGAAAAAUGCAGUUAUGACCUUGCAGGCCAAAAUGAAUGCAAAGGAACAAAUUUUAAAACGGAAAACAGAGGAGGUAUCCGCACUUCGCCGAAGCCAACGCAGUGGGAAUGUACAUCAAAGAGCGAACAGACAAACAGCGUCAAAAAUCGAACAGGCACGAGCAUUACACCAUCGUUGGGAAACCUUGUCGCGUAGCGUAGUUCAUUCUGCCAGAAACAAGCAGUUGAUAAGUCAAUUGGAAACGGAGCUGGAACGCCUUGUGAAUGAGAGGGAGCAGCUAUGCCGAGAGCUUAAAGCAAUCCAAGAUCCCCAACAUAUUGACAAGGCAUCCGAGUACUCAAACGAAGAAGAUAAUUUAAAAACCAACAUUAGCUAUAUACAAGAGAAUAUAGAGCAUAUACAAAAGGCUAUCAUGGAAUUCGAAGAUGUUAAGGAUCCUGCAAACAGUGAUUCAAAUAAAAUUCAACAUAUCUUAGACACAAUAAGUUCAAUUGAAGAGGCAAAAUACUUACUGCAAAAGUUGUCUGACAAUGCAAUAUUUAUAACGUGCAAUUCGUCAAUGAUCGAAAGCCGUUUGCAAGAGCAUGAGGCGUUGCUUAAAGAGGCCCAGCAUGAAAGUAGCAUCCAGCAACAAUUGCUGCAAUAUUUUUUGUCGAACAACACAAAUGUGCAAAUUUCGGAUCUGUUUGAAUCGAUGAAUAUUGAUGACAAGCUGCAGUUGAGCAAUUUAAAUCGAAGUUGUUCGCAGCAUUCUUUAAUCAGCAACGGAACAUACGACAUUCCCCGCACUACAUCCCAAGACAGUCCUGUUUAUACGAUAGAACAUCUACCCAAAAGUAGAUGUUCGCCACCCAACACAUCCAUGGAAACCUCUUCCGACAAAAGCCCGAAAGUGCGUAGGCGAACAGCCAUGCGUGAUGAUCUCCUUUUUGGGGAAAAAGGAUUAUCGAAUCAAUCACUUAGGCCACAUCAUUAUGCGAAACGAACCAUAAGUCUUCCAAGUGCAUCGGAGUCUUCGUAAUAAGUUCGUAUACA